Messenger RNA from Fusarium poae, 1404 nucleotides. RefSeq lists its product as uncharacterized. Gene Ontology annotation, molecular function: L-lactate dehydrogenase (cytochrome) activity; heme binding. The record is from RefSeq and is a predicted model, not a curated record. Lineage: Eukaryota; Fungi; Ascomycota; Sordariomycetes; Hypocreales; Nectriaceae. The transcript is spliced from 5 exons. The coding region runs from base 1 to 1404 and encodes 467 amino acids. Gene Ontology annotation, biological process: lactate metabolic process.
AUGGCCCUACAACCUUCCGAUGUCGCGAAACACAAUAAUGCGAAAUCUUGUUGGCUCAUUAUCCAUAACAAGGUCUACGAUCUUACAGAGUUCCUUCCAAAUCAUCCUGGAGGUAGGAAAGUCAUAUUGAAGAACGCAGGCAAAGAUUCCACAGGAGACUUUGAUCUCAUCCAUUCAAUUGAUAUCCUCGAUAAAUGGCUUGAGCCUUCUAAACAACUUGGUAAUAUUGAUACUACAAGUGUGGCCACUAAUCAAGACACAACACCAAAAACCACAAAAGGAAGCCAAGAAAGUCUAUACCGCAAACCCAAGCUGUCUCACUGUAUCAACAUAUCGGAUUUUGAGAAAGUAGCCCAAAAUGUGAUGAAGAUAACCUCUUGGAACUACUAUUCUACUGGAUCAGACGACGAAUUUACCCUGGAGGAGAACAACACAUCUUUUCAACAAAUACGAUUCAGACCAAAAGUCAUGAUCAACGUGGAACAUGUUGAUAUCUCGACGACAUUCCUUGGCUCGCGCACUUCUGCUCCGAUCUAUAUCUCAGCCACGGCACAUGCAAAGCUCGGUGACCCAAAAGGCGAAAUAACUAUGACAAGGGCGAGUAACAAGCAUGAUAUCAUUCAAAUGAUACCGCUGUACUCCUCUUUUCCACUAGAAGACAUCACUAGCGCGAGGGAGCCAGAUCGCACUCAGUGGUUCCAAGUGUAUGUCAAGAAAGAUCGUAACGUGACGAGAAGAGCUAUCGAGAAUGCUGAGAAACACGGCUGUAAGGCACUUUGCAUCACUGUCGAUAAUCCCCAUAUUGGAAGCCGCGAAAGGGUCCUCCGGCUACAACAGAGCGAGGUCAAUGAGGAGGAUGAAGAUGAUGAGUUUGAAGACGUUCCGGCGACAGAACUUGAUCCUUCACUGAUCAUGAAUUCGACUCUGAGCUGGGACGAUAUUUCGUGGUUUCGAAGCAUCACGACUAUGCCUAUUAUCCUCAAGGGAGUGCAACGGGUCGAAGACGUUGUUAAAGCGGCCGAAUACGGCAUCGAAGCUGUAAUUCUUUCCAAUCAUGGUGGAAGACAGUUGGAGUAUUCCGAAUCCCCAAUAGAGGUCCUCGCCGAGCUUAUGCCUACUCUACGAGGACUGGGGCUACAUGACAAGAUCGAGGUGUAUCUAGACGGUGGAGUCCGCAGGGGUUCGGAUGUUCUGAAAGCCUUGUGUCUAGGCGCUCGAGGAGUUGGCAUUGGCCGCCCUUUCCUCUAUGCUAUGGCGGGAUAUGGACAAAAGGGUGUAGAAAAAGCAAUUCGGAUUUACAAAGACGAGCUGGAGCGUAACAUGCGUCUUAUCGGAUGUACCUCACUGGAUCAACUUUAUCCAGGUCUAGUCAAAAUGCUGGGACAAGUUCGACAGAGACUUUGA